AUGGAACUUCUCCACCUCGUGCACCAGCUGAGGCUCCUUUACCUCCAGCCGGGCUCCCGCAACAGUAAGGCUGAUGCCCUAUCCCGGCAGUUCAGGCAGGAGCCUGCCGGCACCUCCAUGGCAGAACCCAUCCUUCCUCCGGCCAGGAUAAUUGGUAUGGUCACUUGGGAAGUGGAGGACCAGAUUUGGGCUGCCCUGUGUUCCAACCGUGGACCACGGUGCAGACCUCCCAACAAACUAUUUGUGCCCCGGGAACUACGACCUAAAUGUUUGACUGGGGGCACUCCAGCAUUUUUUCCUGCCAUUCGGGAUUCCAGCGCACACUCUCCUUCAUCCCUGGGCGGUUCUGUUGGCCGUCUAUGGCUAUGGACACCCGUGAGUUUAUUGCCGCUUGCACAAAAUGCUCUCGCAACAAGUCUUCCCACAGACCGCCGGCGGGCUUUUUGUGCCCCCUACCUGUGCCCGGCCGUCCCUGGUCCCACAUCGCGUCGGACUUCAUCACUGGAUUCCCCUUAUCCCGAGACUCCCCUCUUCUUCCGAGUGAAUGUUGUCAAACAGCAUGGGAUACCCAUGGACACCGUCUCUGACCGUGGCCCCCAGUUCACUUCCCGGGUGUGGCAGACCUUCUGCAAAGGGAUUGGGUCAAUGGUCAACUUUAAGUCGGGCUACCAUCCACAGAUUAGUGGUCAAGCGGAGAGGACGAAUCAGUGUGUGGAGACCAUGGUGCGCUGUGUUGCCGCCCACCAGCCCGCAUCGUGACCGCAAAUUCUUGCCCCUGGUCGAGUUUGCCUACAACUCGAUGAAGAGCUCUGCUACCGGUAACUCCCCGUUCGAGUGCUCCCUUGGGUAUCAACCCCCUGUGUUUCCCCAACAGGAGGCCGAAGCGGCUGUCCCAUCUUCCCGCCGACAGAUCAGAUGCUGUCAUCAAAUUUGGAGGACCGCCCGUGCCGCCCUUUGAGGGGUUCAGAAAGACUGCGCUGCAGUGCCAACCGGCGGGGCAUCCCGGCACCAUUAUACACUCUCGGACAACAGGUCCUGUUACGGGCCAAGGACCUGCAGAAUCCUGGAAAACGUCAACCCAGUGUGGUCAGUUAAGGAGAUCCUCAUGGACCGUCGGCAGGGUGGGGGGCUGGUAUACCUGGUUGAUUGGGAUGGGUAUGGACCAGAGGAGAGGUCUUGGGUGCCGGCCUCCUACCUUGCUGACCCCUCCCUGUUGGAGGACUACAACCGAGCCAACCCGGGAGUUCUAUGGCGCUCGUCGGGAGACAUGGAAAAAAAUCUACUCCCAAGUGGGCCGGACUGGUAAAAUCACGGCACGAUAACUUCAAAAU
This is a messenger RNA of Nerophis ophidion (straightnose pipefish), 1331 nucleotides long. RefSeq lists its product as uncharacterized. Bases 1 to 759 code for a protein of 252 amino acids. Gene Ontology annotation, molecular function: nucleic acid binding. Gene Ontology annotation, biological process: DNA integration. The record is from RefSeq and is a predicted model, not a curated record. The transcript is spliced from 4 exons. NCBI's taxonomy places the organism in Eukaryota, Metazoa, Chordata, Actinopteri, Syngnathiformes, Syngnathidae.